Molecule: messenger RNA, 5385 nt
Organism: Topomyia yanbarensis
Lineage: Eukaryota; Metazoa; Arthropoda; Insecta; Diptera; Culicidae
Exons: 1
Coding region: 1-5385 (1794 amino acids)
Biological process (GO): DNA integration
Molecular function (GO): zinc ion binding; nucleic acid binding
Source: RefSeq, a predicted model, not a curated record
AUGCCGACAAAAAGAACGCCGGCAAAAAAGACACCAGUGAAGAAGAAGGAUGCCAAUAGCGAAGAUGAUAACGCUGCUGCUCUUGGGGCUCUUAUUCACCUCCGAGGCACAGCUCAAGGAAAAGUCACAAGAAUUCGAAAUGCUCUAAUGGAUGGGGACCAACCAGAGUUGAACCAACCGCAAGUGAAAGUGUACUUGAAAAAAUUAGAAUCCGCUUACGCAGAAUUUAAUGACUUACAUCAGCGCAUUGUUGAACAACUCUCCCCUGACGAACGUGAGGAGCACGACCAACACUAUUUAGAAUUUGAUGCUCUGCAUGAUGAAGUGUCUUUAUUUCUCGAAACCUGGCUCGAGAACAUUUCAACAAAUGUACCGGAUUCAACUUCCAGAAACCAACCGGUAAUCAUACAGCAAUCUCUCCCUCGUAUCAUUCCUUCGUUCGAUGGUUGCUAUGAGCAGUGGGAGAAGUUCAAAGUUAUGUUUCGGGACGUGGUGGAUAAGUCCAGUGAAUCGCCACGAAUAAAACUAUACCAUUUAGAGAAAGCUCUAGUUGGCAAUGCUGCCGGGCUAUUAGAUGCUAAAACCAUUAGCGACGGUAACUACGAGCACGCAUGGAAAUUGCUCGAAGAAAGAUAUGAAGACAAAAGACGACUCAUCGAUCUACAUAUUGGUGGCCUUUUGGGAAUCAAAAAGUGUGGCAAGGAAAGCCACAUCGAGCUUAGAACUUUGGUCGAGAAAGUUACCAGUCACAUCGAGAACCUGAAAUUUCUAGGACAGGAAUUCACCGGAAUUUCGGAGCAAAUUGUGGUGUACCUGAUUGCACAAGCUCUAGACGAAGAAACAAAAAAAGCGUGGGAAUCAACCGUGAAAAGAGGAGAAUUACCGUCAUAUGAAACUACUAUAAGAUUCCUGAAGGACCGUGUGUCAGUGUUGGAACGAUGCGAUGCACCGAGCGAAAGUCAGCAUCCAAAGCAACUGCAAAGUUCGUCAAAAAUGAGCAAACCACUAGCAAAAGUCAAUGCGGCAACAGUUUCCCCAACUUCUGAGCUACGUUGUGAAUUCUGUGAUUGUAAUCAUCUGACCUUUAAGUGUCAAAUUUUCAACAACCUUUCUGUUGGCGAACGUCUGGAGAAAGUGCGAGAAAAAAACGUGUGUUUCAAUUGUUUGCGACGUGGACAUCGCGUGACCGACUGCCAGUCGAAAAGAUUAUGUGCCAAAUGUCAAAGAAAGCAUCACACACUGCUCCAUCACGGUGUCAAUUCUACGUCCCCGGCUGCCACAAAUGAACCUGGUCAACAAGCGUCGGAGACACCAGCGAAUUCAAUAGCGCCACUACCAGGCCCAGUUCAUCAAUCGGAAGUUCAAUCGUCAGUGACUGCAGCACAUACCCAGCAUCCAGCGAAGCCAGCAACGCAGGUGGUGUUGCUAACCGCCUUGGUCGAUGUUUUAGAUGCGGAUCGCCAACCACAUCCAUGCAGAGCACUGUUGGAUUGUGGUUCCCAGGUAAAUUUUCUCUCCCAUUCCUUGGCAAACGUCUUGAACAUUAAUGUAGAAGAAGUGAGUGUACCAAUAUCUGGCAUUGGUAGUGUUAAGUGUACAGUGAAGCAAAGAGGAACCGUCCAGGUCCGUUCCAGGUGCACAAAAUUCUCAUUCGCGUUAAAUUGUCUAAUUUCACCUAAUAUAACUGGAAAUAUUCCGCCAGUUCCAAUAGAAAUCGAAAAUUGGAAUAUACCCUCUGGCAUUAAGUUAGCAGAUCCGUGUUUUAACAAACCUGACCAAGUGGAUAUGCUUAUUGGUAUGGAAAUGUUUUACGAGUUAAUGCAACCUGGUUACUUGAGACUUUCUGAUGAGCUACCCAUCCUGCACAAUUCCCACCUUGGAUGGAUAAUUGGUGGAAGGUAUCGUGAAAAUAUGCAUUCUGAAGUGGUCCUUAGAUCGCACGUGGUGAGUGUAGAUCCAAUUGAAGAGUUAGUUCAAAAGUUCUGGGAAGUAGAAGGUUUAUCUUCAGAAGUCGUCCCAUCGACAGAAGCGGAGGACUGCGAAAGGCAUUUUCAAGCAACACAUCGCCGUGAUUCCCGUGGCCGAUUUAUUGUUCAAUUGCCUUUGAAAGACACUGUCUCCCAGUUGAAGGAUUCACGUUCACUUGCACUGCGUAGAUUUUAUCUUUUGGAGUCUAAACUGAUUCGGCAACCUGAUUUGAAAUUUCAAUAUGACAGUUUCAUGGACGAGUAUGAAUCCUUAGGGCAUUGUAAAGAAGUUAAAGAAUCCAAUGAUCCACCCAAUUUGCUCAAAUGGUAUCUUCCGCACCAUGCCGUUCUCCGUCCUGGUAAUUCGACAACGAAGUGUAGGGUCGUGUUCGAUGGCUCUGCCAAGAUCAAUGGUUAUUCGCUUAAUGAUGCAUUAAUGGUUGGGCCUACCGUUCAGAGUGAACUUCUGUCUAUAAUUCUCUGCUUUCGAAAGUAUCGGUAUGUUCUAAGUGCUGAUAUAGCCAAGAUGUAUCGACAAAUUCUUGUUGAUUCCUGUCAUUGUCCACUACAGAGAAUCUUCUGGAGAAAGUCACCUAGCGAACCACUUAAAAUUUUGGAACUCAACACUGUAACUUAUGGAACGGCUUCAGCUCCAUAUUUGGCAACCAGGUCCCUUUUACAAUUGGCUUAUGAUGAAAGGGACAAGUAUCCACUUGCGGCGCGAGUGGUGGAGAAGAAUUUCUAUGUUGAUAAUGCAUUAUUUGGCUCCGAUACUUUUGAGGAAGCUCGCGAGUACUGCUUAGAGUUAAUAGAGCUACUGAAAUCUGGUGGUAUGCAUCUUCAUAAAUGGUCAUCCAACGAUGAAAAAUUAUUACAGCCUAUAGCUCUCGAAGACAGAGAUAGCUAUACAGCUGUUGGUGAUUGCGAAGCAAAUGACAUCAUAAAAACUCUUGGGCUAAUGUGGAAUCCUGUAAGUGAUGAAUUUAUUUUUGUUUGUCAGCCACCAAUCGAAUGCGAUAGGCCAACUAAACGGCAAGUACUUUCUACAAUAGCAAAAAUCUUCGAUCCUCUAGGGCUAAUUUCACCAGUCGUUGUACUUGCCAAAAUUCUUAUGCAAAAACUUUGGAUAAGUAAGCUUGGAUGGGAUGAUUCAUUAGAUGGAGAACUCUAUACACAAUGGAAACAUUUUUUGACAUCACUCCCAAUUUCUGAUCAGAUUCGUAUUCCGCGGCAAGUGUUGAUAAGUGGAGCGGUAUCUUACCAACUACAUGGUUUUUCGGAUGCAUCACAGGCGGCGUAUGGCGCUUGCGUAUACAUACGAUCUCUACAGCAGGACGGUACCGCAACAAUGAGACUGGUAAGCAGCAAGUCUAAGAUAGCUCCCAUUACACCUAUGACUAUUCCGAGAAAGGAACUAUUAGCCGCACUACUCCUUUCGCGAUUGACGAGAAAGAUUUUAACCUCAAUUGAUCUGUGCAUAGAAUCAGUGAACCAUUGGUGUGAUAGUCAAGUUGUAUUAGCAUGGUUACGAAAGUCCCCACAAAGUUUGCCCAUAUUCGUUCGCAAUAGAACUGCCGAAAUAAAUAAUAGCAAGGAAUUUGUGUGGAGAUACGUCAGGACAACAGAUAAUCCAGCUGAUAUUGUUUCGCGUGGGCAAUCUGCUGCCGAGCUGGCGGUGAAUGAUACUUGGUGGAACGGGCCAGAUUUUCUCAGAUAUAUUGAUUAUCAGAUGUGUACUCCUGAGCCCUUGCAAGACUGUGAUAUUCCUGAAUUGAAAGCUCCGGUUAUUGUUCACAUUGCCAUGAACUACGAUGAGUUUCCUAUAUUGACAAAAUAUGAAUCAUUCCGCAAAACUCAGAGAAUAGUCGCCUAUAUGCUUCGAUUUGCUUCGAACGCGAGGAAGAACAGAGAAAAUCGUAUUGUCAACCCUUUUCUUACUGUCGUUGAGCUGAGAGAAGCGUUAAAAACGAUUGUUGGAGCAAUUCAAUCUCAUGAAUUCGCUAAGGAAAUUGAAUGUGUAGCUAGAGGUGACCCUGAACAUCGUCUAAACAACUUAAAUCCAUUCAUUGAGGAAAAUCUGUUAAGAGUUGGCGGUAGGAUAAGACACGCUUCUCAUCUACCUUAUGAUAGUAAACACCAGUUGCUCCUCCCCAAUACAAGCCAAGUAACUCGCAGUCUGAUCUCGGCAAUUCAUCGAGAAAACCUACACGUUGGACCAGCUGGAGUACUCGCCAUUCUCAAACACCAGUUCUGGGUACUGAAACCUAGGUCAACGAUCAGACAAGUUCUUCGAAAAUGCAUUGUCUGUUUUAAAACUAAACCAUACACCAUUGAUCAACAGAUGGGAGAUUUGCCAUUUUACCGUUUGAAUCCUUCUCCAACAUUCCAAAGGGUUGGAAUUGAUUUUGCUGGCCCUAUUCUUAUAAAGCAAUCAGCACGAAGAGCGGUUCCAGUUAAAGGUUAUAUCUGCGUAUUUGUAUGCAUGGCAACCAAGGCAAUGCAUCUUGAAGCGGUAGAAGAUUUGUCGACAGAAGCCUUUUUGUCUGCCUUUAAACGUUUUGUUGCCCGAAGAGGUAUACCGGAAACAGUGUUCAGCGAUAAUGGCACAAAUUUUAUUGGUGCAAGGUCUGAAUUGCACCAACUGUACAUAUUAUUCAAGGAAGACUCUACCCAGCAGAAGAUUUUCGAAUAUUGCCAGGUGAAGGAAAUUGAGUGGAAAACAAUACCCCCUAGCGCACCCCAUUUUGGAGGGAUCUGGGAAGCCGGCGUUAAAAGUGUCAAAUCGGUCCUUAAGAAGGUGUACAAAUCCGCUUCCUUGCCUAUUAUGGAGUUUUCUACUCUCUUGUGUCAAAUUGAGGCCAUUCUUAAUUCUAGACCACUGUUUGCUCACUCCAGCGAUCCAAAUGAUCUGGAAGCGUUAACUCCAGGACACUUUAUUAUCAACCGCCCAUUAACAAGUGUUCCAGAACCAUCUUGUGCGGAAAUUCCAACAAAUCGAUUGUCCCGUUGGCAACAUAUCCAGAAACUUCGUGAACAUUUCUGGAAACGUUGGUCUAGAGAAUACGUAACAGAACUACAAGUAAGAACUAAAUGGUUAUCGCAAAGGACGAAUGUUCAACCUAACAUGAUUGUAUUGGUAAAGGAAGACAAUCUUCCUCCACAAAGCUGGCGAAUUGGGCGUGUAACAAAUGUGUACCCUGGUCCGGAUGGUUUAGUGCGUGUAGUGGAUGUUAAAACCAAAACCGGAAUUUUCCGGCGUCCCAUUCAUAAACUUGCUCCUUUACCCAUAAUCGAUAAUUCCGCUCCCACUGAGUUAGAAUCGAUUAAUUCGACGUUUGCCAAGUUUUCUGUGGGGGAGAAUGUUCAGUCCGAACGCGGUCUGAAGAAACCGAGCAGCAGCAUUUCCGAAAUCAGAUGA